GUAUGACGUCACUGCGCGUCCGUCGAUGACGUCACUGCGCUGCCAUCGAUGACGUCACCGCGCGGGCGUCGAUGACGUCACAGGAGGAGGACGGCUCCACCUGCCUGCACCACGCGGCCAAGAACGGGAACCUGGAGAUGGUGGAGCUGCUGCUGGGCACCGGCCAGGUGGACGUCAACGCCCAGGACAAUGGCGGCUGGACCCCGAUCAUUUGGGCGGCCGAGCACAAACACAUCGAGGUCAUUCGGCGACUGCUGACCCGAGGGGCCGACGUCACCCUGACCGACAACGUGAGCGCACCUGG
Messenger RNA from Cyanistes caeruleus (blue tit), 304 nucleotides. NCBI's taxonomy places the organism in Eukaryota, Metazoa, Chordata, Aves, Passeriformes, Paridae. The record is from RefSeq and is a predicted model, not a curated record.